AUGCCCCGGAAGAACAAAACCGCAGCCUCUGUUGCAGAAAAUCGUGAAGCUCAGCGCAGAUCAAGAGCCCGACGGCAAGAGCUGAUUGCGGACCUACAGAGUCGAUUGGAAGAGUACGAGCGGAUGGGCGUAGCAGCCUCUAUAGAGAUGCAACGCGUUGCUCAGGCCGUCAACGUCCAGAACCAACGCCUAAAGAGCUUGCUUGGCGUAUACGGGGUCUCGGAAGAUGAAAUUGAGCGAUAUCUGUCCUCUCCCGAGGAAGAUCAUCGGGCAUUAAAUGUUCGACACCGAUGCAUCACAUGUGGACGUUUAUUACCUGGAAUAACGCAAAUAAGAGCCAUGUCGAUGGAUGAUCCGUCCCAGAGCUCCUUUGGGUCUGCAUCAAGCAUGGCCAGAGACGCAGUGCCGAUCCUCGCAUCGGUCUUGUCAAAUCCAACCCUGCCGACAUCUGCUGGAAAGCAGCCGCCAUCUGCCGAGCCGCCGAUCGAAUCGAUACUAAUACCCCGAGAAGAAAAUAAAGGAGUAUUCGUGCUUCCAGCAGAGGAACACGGAUUUCACCAUCAAAUCCCCAACAGACGCGCUCUCGCCGCUCUCGCCGCUCUCCGACUCUUUCGACUCAUCAGAUUCCAUCAUCCGUCAUUCUAA
Messenger RNA from Fusarium keratoplasticum, 645 nucleotides. RefSeq lists its product as uncharacterized. NCBI's taxonomy places the organism in Eukaryota, Fungi, Ascomycota, Sordariomycetes, Hypocreales, Nectriaceae. Bases 1 to 645 code for a protein of 214 amino acids. The record is from RefSeq and is a predicted model, not a curated record. Gene Ontology annotation, molecular function: DNA-binding transcription factor activity. The transcript is spliced from 3 exons. Gene Ontology annotation, biological process: regulation of DNA-templated transcription.